Molecule: messenger RNA, 962 nt
Organism: Exaiptasia diaphana
Lineage: Eukaryota; Metazoa; Cnidaria; Anthozoa; Actiniaria; Aiptasiidae
Product: von Willebrand factor D and EGF domain-containing protein
Exons: 5
Coding region: 24-962 (312 amino acids)
Source: RefSeq, a predicted model, not a curated record
AAUUUUUAUUAGCUUGAGCAGAGAUGGCAGCUUAUCACUGCUCUAUGCUUGUAGUCUUUGUUCUUUUCAGGACGAUAUAUUGUCAAACAAUAGACCCCUGUACUAACUACAAUGCUAUAAACGAUGUCUACCGCAGUACUAAGUAUGAGCUACAGCCAGGAUUUGUAGCCAUAUGCGACGACAAACUUACGACUGGCUGGUAUAGAUUCAAAAGCAUUGUUGGUGGAAUGAUGCCGGAAACAAAACCCUCACCUAACCAUUGUGGUACUGUUGCACCUAUCUGGAUCAGGGAUACUCACCCAACAACGAAAGGGCAACAAAAAGAUGUGACGGCAUGCGCAAAUAUUCAAAAUAUUGCGAAUGGAUGUCUAGUAAAACACAARAUUUCUAUAAAAAACUGUGGUGGAUUUUACGUCUACAAACUUAAGAGAAUUUACGGAUGUCCAGCAGCCUAUUGUGCUGGUGAUAAGAAGCCGUGCCCGAGAGGACAAGUGGGAAUUGUCCCAAAUUGUCAAGUUUCCACCAUUGCACAUUUCCCGUCUGGUCUUCUCCCAACACCAACCAUCACGUACAAGGACAAUCCUGUUGGUCCCUUGACGAUGCUCUGUAAAUUCAGUUUUCCCAACUGGAAAAACGUGUCAUUUGGCAUUGAAUGGUUUACUGAUGGCUACUCAGUCAAAAAUGACACUAUUUGCAGUGAUAAAAGUGAUCCUGAUUGCUCGAAUAGGCACAGUGAAUUACCUGCACUCCAUCCCGACCAAAUACGGUCUUACUUCAAACCAGGACAUAGGGUUCACUGUAAGCUGCGCAUGAGAUAUAACACGAAUGUUGACAACAAAUGGACYGCCAUUACAAAGCAAAGCAGCCAAUAUUUUGYUGGUAUCAAGGUAAUCAUUAGCAAACACUGGAAACCAUUUCAUAGUUCUGASACGGAUUGCUUUUUCUUUGYUUUUUSUUUUUAA